GGAAAUGCUUAGAACUCAAGAGGAAGAAGCAAGAAUUGUGAAAUCGUUGACCAAAGUGAAAGGGUAUAUUCCUCAAUAUGCUGUGAUUCUGAGUAUAAUUUCACUUUAAAUAGCCGGCCACUACUCUUCUCCCCCAAUCUAAUCAUAUCCCUCUCUCUCUCUCCUCUUACUGUUACACUCCUUCCAUCUGUUCUCUCUCUCUCUCCCCUAAAAGUGCAAACUAAAGCAGAACAGUUGGAAGAAUUAAGACUAAAAUCUAGCCAUGGCUAGAGAUCAAUUGCAAGUGCUCAAUGCACUUGAUGUUGCCAAGACCCAAUUGUAUCAUUUCACGGCUAUUGUCAUCGCCGGUAUGGGUUUUUUCACAGAUGCAUACGAUCUUUUCAGCAUCUCCCUGGUCACCAAGCUACUGGGCCGCAUCUAUUACACCGACUUAACUAAAGCAAAGCCCGGCACUUUACCUCCUGCUGCCGCCUCCUCUGUGACCGGUGUCGCCCUUGUUGGCACCUUAUGCGGCCAGCUCUUCUUUGGUUGGCUCGGUGACAAAAUGGGCCGCAAAUCGGUCUAUGGGAUGACUCUAGUUCUCAUGGUUCUCUGCUCGCUUGCCUCUGGCUUUUCUUUCGGGAAGAGCGCAAAGGGGGUCAUGGCCUCCCUUUGCUUCUUCCGAUUUUGGCUAGGGUUUGGCAUUGGUGGCGAUUAUCCUUUAUCCGCCACUAUUAUGUCUGAAUAUGCCAACAAGAGGACUCGAGGUUCUUUUAUCGCCGCGGUCUUUGCAAUGCAAGGGUUUGGGAUUUUGACAAGUGGGAUUGUUGCCCUAAUUGUGUCAACCGCCUUCGACCACUCCUACCCGGCUCCCCCUUACAGUGUCAACCCAUCGCUCUCUACGAUUCCCCAGGCCGAUUACAUUUGGCGUAUUAUACUUAUGUUUGGGGCUGUCCCGGCUGCCAUGACUUAUUACUGGCGGAUGAAGAUGCCCGAGACUGCCCGUUACACCGCCCUUAUCGCCAAGAACGCGAGGCAGGCCGCUCAGGACAUGGCUAAGGUGUUGAAUGUCGAAUUAGACCCUGAAGAGGCCAAGAUAGCCAAGAUGGCUGAAGAACCCAGGAACUCCUUUGGUUUGUUCACCAAGGAAUUUCUUCACCGCCACGGGCUUCACUUGCUAGGAACUACCACCACAUGGUUCUUACUUGACAUUGCCUUCUACAGCCAAAACCUGUUCCAGAAAGAUAUCUUCACCGCAAUUGGGUGGAUCCCAUCAGCCGCACAAAUGAAUGCAGUUCAUGAGGUUUUCAGAGUUGCCAAAGCACAAACCCUAAUUGCCCUAUGUAGUACUGUCCCGGGCUACUGGUUCACAGUCUUAUUCAUCGAUAUUAUUGGAAGAUUUGCCAUUCAACUGAUGGGUUUCUUCUUCAUGACCGUGUUCAUGUUUGCCCUUGCCAUCCCUUACCAUCACUGGACAUUGAAAGAGAACAAUAUUGGGUUUGUCGUGAUGUACUCCCUCACAUUUUUCUUCGCCAAUUUUGGGCCCAACGCAACCACAUUUGUCGUGCCAGCUGAGAUUUUCCCUGCUAGGCUGAGAUCAACUUGCCAUGGAAUUUCUGCCGCAGCUGGAAAAGCCGGUGCUAUAGUUGGGGCAUUCGGGUUUUUGUAUGCUUCACAGAGCACGGACCCAACAAAGACUGAUCAAGGAUACCCAACUGGAAUCGGUGUGAGAUACACGCUGAUAUUGCUUGGAUGUGUCAAUUUCUUGGGGAUGUGUUUUACAUUUUGUGUGCCAGAGGCGAAGGGGAAAUCGCUUGAGGAGAUGUCGGGUGAGAAUGACGAAGAUUGGGUAGAGGCACCAGGAGCAGCAGAGGUUCGUGUUUCUAAGACCGUUCCGGUUUGAUUUGGGUGAAUUGUGAGUUUGUCAAGUUUAAAAUCUGGAAUUUCAGAAAUGGUCUUAGGUCCUUCAAAUUAUAUGUGACUAAUGUAUUUGCUUUUCUAUUUCUCUAUUUCAAAUGCAAAAGUACAGUGUGUUUGUUUGUUGUUACACUCUAUGAUAGUUACACGAGUUAUUUCUUUUGAAUUAUAUUUACUUCCAUUUUAUUUU
Camellia sinensis is the source of this 2086-nucleotide messenger RNA. Its product is annotated as putative inorganic phosphate transporter 1-3. Gene Ontology annotation, cellular component: membrane. The record is from RefSeq and is a predicted model, not a curated record. Gene Ontology annotation, molecular function: phosphate transmembrane transporter activity. Lineage: Eukaryota; Viridiplantae; Streptophyta; Magnoliopsida; Ericales; Theaceae. Gene Ontology annotation, biological process: transmembrane transport; phosphate ion transport.